Molecule: messenger RNA, 663 nt
Organism: Aspergillus versicolor CBS 583.65
Lineage: Eukaryota; Fungi; Ascomycota; Eurotiomycetes; Eurotiales; Aspergillaceae
Product: FKBP-type peptidyl-prolyl cis-trans isomerase
Exons: 4
Coding region: 1-327 (108 amino acids)
Molecular function (GO): peptidyl-prolyl cis-trans isomerase activity
Source: RefSeq, a predicted model, not a curated record
AUGGGUGUUGAAGUCCAGAGACUCUCCGGCGGUGACGGCCAGAACUUCCCCAAGCCGGGGGAUACCGUCACCAUGCACUACGUUGGAACCCUCGCCGACGGCUCCGAAUUCGACAGCUCUCGCAAACGUGGCACCCCCUUUGUGACGCGCAUUGGUGUCGGCCGUGUCAUCAAGGGCUGGGAUGAGGGUGUUCCUCAACUCAGUGUUGGCGAGAAGGCUAACCUGAUCUGCACUCCUGACUACGGCUACGGCGCGAGCGGCUUUCCUCCCGUUAUUCCCGCCAACGCGACGCUCAAGUUCGAGGUUGAGCUUAUCAAGAUCAACUAAAUGUUCCAUUGGAAUAAUAGGUGACGCCAUGAUGCUAGUUCGGGCAAUGGCCAUUCAAAUGUUAGCCUAGGCGGCUUUUUUUUUCAUGUUAUGUAUUUAAACCGAACUGUCGUUCGAGGAGGCUAUAUCUUGUCUUGGCCGUGGCUUUUCGGCUCCUUAGUGAGACGAACUGGCCCGGUUUGUCAAUGCAGUUACUGGUCUGCAAUCUCGUAGUAUUUCCACGUAAACACGUAUAUACACUUAGAGCCAGCUAUGCUUCGAAACAGGCAUUGAUCGCUGCCGUGGGUUGGGGUUGAAAUAUGCCUCCUCGCAUGAUGGCUUGACCUUCUUUCCAGU